AUGCCCGCCUUGGAGACACGGGAAAGUCACGUUUUGUCGUGGAAGUGGAAUGAGCAGGGCCUUGCGGUCUACAGUCAGGAAAAGUUGGUGAAAGGAGCCGGAGAGUUAACUUUGGUGUGGUACAGUGUCACAAAAAUACUUAAGCCUCAGUAUUUGUUUUUAGGUGGAGUGACCUUUUUUGUCGCCCUGUACGAUUAUGAAGCWAGGACGUCAGAUGAUCUGUCGUUCAGAAAAGGGGAUCGCUUUCAGAUUAUCAACAACACGGAAGGUGACUGGUGGGAGGCCCGCUCCAUCAACACAGGAGAGAAUGGUUACAUCCCCAGCAAUUAUGUGGCCCCAGCUGACUCCAUACAGUCUGAAGAGUGGUACUUUGGAAAAUUGAGCCGAAAAGCCACUGAGCGUCUCUUAUUGCUACCAGGAAAUGAGAGGGGAACUUUCUUAAUACGAGAGAGCGAAACAACAAAAGGAGCCUACUCUCUGUCUUUACGCGACUGGGACGAAUCAAAGGGAGACAACGUCAAACACUACAAGAUCCGCAAGCUGGAUAAUGGGGGUUAUUACAUUACUACACGAGCGCAGUUUGUGUCCCUACAGAUGCUGGUGAAACACUACACAGAACAUGUGGACGGUCUGUGCUACAAGCUGAUCACUGUGUGCCCGACGGUGAAGCCGCAAACUCAGGGACUUGCUAAAGAUGCCUGGGAAAUCCCCCGAGAGUCCCUCCGAUUGGACGUCAAACUGGGACAGGGCUGCUUCGGUGAAGUCUGGAUGGGCACAUGGAAUGGAACCACUAAAGUAGCAAUCAAGACACUCAAACCAGGGACCAUGUCUCCAGAGGCUUUCCUGGAGGAAGCUCAGAUCAUGAAGAAACUCAGACACGAUAAGCUGGUGCCGCUUUACGCCGUGGUGUCUGAGGAGCCCAUUUACAUCGUCACUGAGUUCAUGGGUAAAGGUAGUUUGCUGGACUUUCUGAAAGAAGGAGAUGGAAAACAUCUGAAGCUUCCACAGCUGGUGGACAUGGCUUCACAGAUCGCAGACGGCAUGGCCUUCAUUGAGAGGAUGAACUACAUCCACAGGGACCUCAGAGCCGCCAACAUCUUGGUGGCGGACAACCUGGUCUGUAAGAUCGCAGACUUCGGCUUGGCUCGGCUCAUAGAGGACAACGAGUACACGGCUCGUCAAGGUGCUAAAUUCCCCAUCAAGUGGACGGCCCCAGAAGCUGCUUUGUACGGUCGCUUCACAAUCAAAUCAGACGUGUGGUCGUUUGGAAUACUACUGACAGAGUUGGUAACAAAGGGCAGAGUUCCAUAUCCAGGUGAGCAGAACACAGAUGCUCGUACACACCAAAGAUGUCUUAUAAGGAUGUGCUGCUUCAGGAUUCCUCCUCCCUCCCGGCUGCCCGCCUUGAUAUUUUAACUCCGUCAUUUAAAU
Molecule: messenger RNA, 1431 nt
Organism: Poecilia reticulata (guppy)
Lineage: Eukaryota; Metazoa; Chordata; Actinopteri; Cyprinodontiformes; Poeciliidae
Source: RefSeq, a predicted model, not a curated record